Rotaria sp. Silwood2 is the source of this 683-nucleotide messenger RNA. The record is from the annotation of a GenBank genome assembly. Lineage: Eukaryota; Metazoa; Rotifera; Eurotatoria; Philodinida; Philodinidae.
CAAAAUUUACAGAUUAGUGUGGCAUCUAUCGAAUGAAUUUUUUAUUUCUCCAAUAAAAUUAAUAAACAAGUUGAAAAAACAGCUGUAUUGAUUUGCAUGCAUUUAUAUUGUCAAUGCAAUAAUAAUAUGUUAUCCAAUAUUGAUGAAACAUUUUUAAAUGAUGAAUAUAAUUCAUCUAUAGAAUUCAAUUCAUCUACAUUAAAUAAUCUAUCGCAAUAUUCAUUUCAAUCAUCAAUUCCUACACAUUUUAAUAUGAACAAUUCAGAUGAUUGGAUUGUUGCUUGUUAAAUUAUAAAAACUUCUGUUAUACAAAUUGAACGUAUUAAUAAUAAUGAAUUAUUAAAUUUAACAAAUAAUAAUAGUAAAAAAAUUUCAUUUAAUGAUAGUCCACGUGUACGUGGACCUAAAUCAACUCGUUUUACAUGUCCUAUAUGUGGUUUAAUAACUGUAUCAAUGGAACGUUUACAAAAACAUGUUAAUCAACAUGGACAAAAACUUCAUUUAGAAACUUAUCGACCUGAAAGAAAAUUAUCAUCAUUAAUAUGUGAAAAAUGUAAAGCAACAUUUUCAUCAACAUAUGCAUUAAGAAAACAUCAACGUGUACAUACACGAGGUUUGUUUUAUUUUUCUUGAAUAAACAAAAAAAAAGCCUUUUUUCAUUUCAAUAGAUAAGCCUUACUCAU